Molecule: messenger RNA, 1086 nt
Organism: Ophidiomyces ophidiicola
Lineage: Eukaryota; Fungi; Ascomycota; Eurotiomycetes; Onygenales; Onygenaceae
Gene: GTR2
Product: GTP-binding protein gtr2
Exons: 3
Coding region: 1-1086 (361 amino acids)
Biological process (GO): cellular response to starvation; positive regulation of TOR signaling; cellular response to amino acid stimulus
Cellular component (GO): fungal-type vacuole membrane; nucleus; Gtr1-Gtr2 GTPase complex
Molecular function (GO): GTP binding; GTPase activity
Source: RefSeq, a predicted model, not a curated record
AUGCCUCCUAUAUCCCCCUCGCCGCGUGUGGUCCCUAGGCGCCUCCGUUCCAGCUUGAAGCCCGGCCAGGAGCGCUUGGUUUAUUCCGACACCGGCAUCCUCCAUGGCCAAGCUCCUAUCAUGAAGACAAGAGCGCAGCUAAGUCUCGAACAGAAUCUACAGGCACUUCAACAUGGGCAGCCUUCCACCGCACCGACCACGAGCCAGGCGGCAAGCAGCCGUACGAAUAAUACCCGAACUGCUCGCAAGAAAGUUCGUGAUGCCAAACCUCGCUUGUUGCUGAUGGGAUUACGCAGAAGCGGCAAGUCCUCAAUAUCAAGUGUUGUUUUUCAUAAGAUGCCACCCACGGAAACCCUCUUCCUCGAGUCAACUACACGGAUCCAGAAGGACUCGAUUCACUCUUUUAUGGAUUUCCAGAUCUGGGAUUUUCCCGGGCAAUUGGAGUAUCUAGAACCCUCCUUCGACCUCGAGGAAAUUUUUAGCAAUCUGGGGGCCCUUGUCUGGGUUAUUGACGCUCAGGAUGACUAUUAUGAUGCCGUUGCACGUUUGAAUCGGACCAUACUGAUGAUCCAACAAUAUUAUCCACACAUUAACGUUGAAGUGUUCAUUCACAAAGUCGACGGCUUAUCUGAGGAAUUCCGAUCUGACAUCUUUCAAGAUAUUGUUCAGCACAUCACUGACGAGCUUAGCGAUGCCGGAUAUGAAAAUGCCCCUGUUCACUUCUAUCUCACUUCCAUUUACGAUUAUUCCGUCUUCGAGGCCUUUAGCAAGGUUAUUCAGAAACUCAUACCUCAACUAUCGACCCUUGAAAAUCUUAUCAACAUCCUUGCCAACAAUUCUGGCAUGGAGAAAGCCUACCUUUUUGAUGUUCUCAGCAAGAUUUAUAUUGCGUCAGACUCGCGGCCUGUGGAUAUGGCAUGUUACGAAAUGUGCUCUGAUUAUAUUGAUGUGAUCGUUGACAUUAGCGAGUUGUACUCAUGGGAACAUCCUGACCGAAAACCGCUGGGCCCCCAGAUUUCUGAGGCAGAAAGCCAUGUCAUAUUGCAUGAUAAGACUAUGAUCCAUCUCAUGGAAAUGAACAAGUAA